Messenger RNA from Cyclospora cayetanensis, 2082 nucleotides. Its product is annotated as heterogeneous nuclear ribonucleoprotein H2. Gene Ontology annotation, cellular component: ribonucleoprotein complex. Lineage: Eukaryota; Apicomplexa; Conoidasida; Eucoccidiorida; Eimeriidae. The coding region runs from base 1 to 2082 and encodes 693 amino acids. Gene Ontology annotation, molecular function: RNA binding. The record is from RefSeq and is a predicted model, not a curated record. The transcript has 12 exons.
AUGGCGAUGGAAGAGCCCACUUCAGUCUCUGUGACCGGGAUGGAGGGUGGUGUUCGUGAUUGUGAAGCUACUGAAUCCAGCUUCACGGAACAGGAAGGAGGGACAACAGCUCCAGCUGUUGCAGCACCUGCUCAGCUUGCCGGUGCCACGAGCUCUUCCGACGGCAGCACAGGGCAUGCAUAUUCGACACUCAUUCUUUUAGACUUUACCUUCUUGAAGGCCGGAAAUAUAACAGAAGUCGUCGAGGUAGCAUGGGUGGUGUUUGAUGUUUCCACUCGCCAGUCCCUGGAAGAGGUGUCGGUCCUCGUUCGACCUGAACAGCUGUUGCCCCCAGCAGAACUUCUAACAAAUCUGGGCGUUACACAAGCAGAACUCUGUUCCGCAUCUACUUUGGGGGAAGCUGUUCAAAGGCUUGACAAUGCUAUCUUCCAAAAGUCUCAAGACAACAGCCAAACGGCAAUCAUUUGCGCCUUCGGGGCAGGGAAGCUUAAAGAUUUUCGCAGCUGCGCUGUGGCGCGUCAAGUUUCUCUCUCAGCGCAUUAUACGCAUUUGGUGGACUUGCACCCCGUACUAGAACGAUUUAUGAACCUUAAGGGGGAUGAUUUGAGGAGCCUGGGCACGGCUGCGGGCGCGCUGCAACUUGCAGCACCAGAAGGGCGGGAGGAGGGGUUGGCGGCGUGUCGCUGCAUGUGUGGCAUUUUGUUUCUGCUGCUCUCGAAGGGCCUGGUGCUGCAAAAGGAGCAUGCCGUCAACUUGGAUGAAGCAGCAUCGGGGGAGGCCUCGAAAUCAGCUACAGACGCAGCAGGGAAUGGAAUCCUUAGUGUUGGAACACACCUCCGUCUUAGGGGGCUCCCAUGGGACGUAAAUGAAGAAGCUGUCGUUCGUUUCCUGAAGCCAGUUGCGAGUAUUACGGAGGCUGAUGUCUGUGUCUGCGUUGGCCUUAACAAACGCGUCACAGGCGAAGCAUAUGUGAACGUUCAUUCAACUGAUUUGCGGGACUUAGCGGUUCGGACUCUACAUGGCCGGAUGAUGGGUCAGCGUUGGAUAGAAGUAUUUCGCUCUAGUGCGGAAGAUUUUGAAAAAGCCGUCCAGCGAAGGGUGGCCAUGCUGAGUUCCGAUUCAAGGGAUGGCCGAGACGCAGAUGUCAAAGGUUUAAAUAUAACAGUAUUAAAGCUACGUGGACUUCCAUGGUCUUGCACCGACGGAGACGUUGUUAACUUCUUUCAGGAACAUGGAUUUGAGAUCUCUCGUGAAUCCGUUGUUUUGGGUGUCGCGGUGGACGGAAGGAUGAACGGGAUCGCUUAUGUCGAGCUUCCAGACUCCACAGUUGCCGAAGCAGCAAAGGAAAAGCUGCACAGGAAGUACCUUGGCCGGCGUUUUGUGGAGGUUUAUCCUUCAACUCGAGAGGAGAUGCACCGAGCAAAGCGGCCUGGCCGAAUGAUGCCACAUGAGUUGGGAAUGGGAGCUAUGCGUAUCCCGCGCCCGGCUCGCAUGAUGGGUGGCGUUGCCCCCGGUCCAUACAGCGGAGGAUACGAGGGUGCACCCCAAGCGUACGGAGGCAUAGGGGGAGGCUUGGGGGCCGCCCCUGGCUAUGGAGGUGUGGACGGCAUCGGGGGACACCCUGGAGGCUAUGGUGGUUAUGGACACCCUGGCCAUGACCUGUAUGGAGGAGGCUAUGGGGCCCCCCCGGGGCAGCCUACAUAUGGCCAUCCCCCCGCACAAGUUGUGCAAGCUCCACCUGUACAGGAUGUUGGUCCUCCCCCUGCCGGAUGGAAUUAUACAGUUUUGAGGCUUAGGGGGAUGCCAUUUAAUGCUAAUGAGCAGCAUAUUGUGCAAUUCUUUCAAGGUUUUCACAUGACGGCCAUUUUACCGUCCACCAUCCCGAUAGACGGUCGACCAUCGGGAGAAGCGUAUGUUCAGUUUUCUGACGUCAAUGAGACUUGGCGAGCCCUACAGACAAGGAACGGGGCUCGAAUGGAUAGGCGCUACAUUGAGCUUUUUUCUGCAAGCAAGCAGGAAAUGACAUUUGCAGCACAAGGAGGGGAUCCACGAGCGUUUAGGGAACGGGAUAGGGCUUUUUAA